AUGAUGAUUAAGUUUAUCCAGCUUAAUCUAAAUCAUUGCUGGGCAGCCCAUGAGCUGCUAUCACAGACAGUGGGUGAGUCUAGAACAGACAUAGCCAUUAUAAGCGAACCUUUUAAGGCCAGAACUGGAAAUAACUGGUCCUGCAGUAUUUCUGGGAAGGCAGCGAUCUGGGCUUGUGGAACGCCAUCACUAUUGCAGCGUUCCGUGCUAAACAAGGAGCACUAUGUCAGGGCAAACAUAAGCGGCCACUGGGUCUACAGCUGCUACUUGCCACCAAGUCUGAAUAUCCAAAGCUUCAGCGAUGCCUUAGACGAUCUCGAGCAGACGCACGUAUUUUCAGCAUUAAUUGAGAGGGCCCAAUUCUCGCGGAACUCGGCUGGCGUGAUGGCCGAACAGCUCUAUAGCAACCUGGACGCAGCCUGCAGUGCAAGCAUGACGCAAAUAAAGAAUUAUAGAAGACAUCAUCAACCUGUAUUCGAAGUGGAUGCGGGAUUGCGUCAAUCGGCACCGGAAUCGACCGAGAAUGAGCGAUAUUUGCAACAAUAUCAAGAGGAACUGAGACAGCAGUACCUCCAGGAGGAGGAGAAGCGACAACAGCAAAUUGAGCAACAUCGCCAGCAGCAAAAUGAGCAAAUGCAACGACAACGCCGUCAAUAUCAAGACCGAGAGCUGGAUCUACUGGAACAGAUGCAACAGCGACCAAACAAUCCACUGCAGCAACAGAUUCCCGAAUGGGCCAGACAGGAUGAUCAGAAUUCGUAUAAUCCAUAUAAUACACGUCAAUUGUACAGUAGCCUCAUCCCAGAGGAGGAUGAAAUUCGUGAAAAUCGACAGCGUCUGCAGUGGCAGCAACAGCUUUUCGAUGACUAUGAGCAGCAACCACCGACUGAUUAUAUUGUUGCCAAUUCACAUAUGAAUCAGCGUCCCCAGCAGGAGAAUCACCGGGAGCGCCGUCAAGAGGAGCGCCGUCAAGAGGAGCGUCGUGAGCGGGAGCGCCAACAUCGCGAACGUCUCCAUCAGAAACGUAUCCAUCAGGAACGUCUCCAAUGGGAACGCCGUCAAAUGCAGGAGCGUCGUGAGCAGGAGCGUCGUGAGCAGGAGCUUCGUGAACAGGAGCGUCAUGAGCGGGAACGUCUCCAUUGGGAACGCCGUCGUGAGCAGGAGCGCCGUGAGCUGGAACGUAGUGAGCAGGAGCGUCGGUAA
Drosophila willistoni is the source of this 1203-nucleotide messenger RNA. RefSeq names its product trichohyalin-like. The coding region runs from base 1 to 1203 and encodes 400 amino acids. The transcript is spliced from 3 exons. The record is from RefSeq and is a predicted model, not a curated record. NCBI's taxonomy places the organism in Eukaryota, Metazoa, Arthropoda, Insecta, Diptera, Drosophilidae.